This is a messenger RNA of Stegastes partitus (bicolor damselfish), 6399 nucleotides long. It is a transcript of the gene fchsd2, whose product is annotated as FCH and double SH3 domains 2. The record is from RefSeq and is a predicted model, not a curated record. The transcript is spliced from 21 exons. Gene Ontology annotation, biological process: neuromuscular synaptic transmission; regulation of actin filament polymerization. NCBI's taxonomy places the organism in Eukaryota, Metazoa, Chordata, Actinopteri, Pomacentridae. Gene Ontology annotation, cellular component: neuromuscular junction; recycling endosome. The coding region runs from base 270 to 2570 and encodes 766 amino acids. Gene Ontology annotation, molecular function: protein binding.
AGCAGUCUCUCCUCGUAGCUUCAGCUUCUGCUCUGUAUAAACUAGCCAUUUAUCAUCAAUCAUGGCCGCCGGAGUACAAAUUUAACUCCCGUCUUUCCUCCCUGUCGUCUGGAGGGGAGGAUUGUUUUUUUUUUUUUCCUUUUUUUUUUUUUUUCUUUUUUUUGGGUUUGAGGAAGAAAAAAAAAAAUUAGUCCCACACUGAUUUGGUUUUCCUUUUGGAAUUACAAUACAUCUCACAAGGGAAAUACCAUUCAUGUCAAUACUUCAAAAUGCAGCCGCCGCCGAGGAAGGUCAAAGUGACACAGGAGCUGAAAAACACUCACACGGAGCAGAUGACAAGACUGCACUUUAAAAACCAGACUGAAUGUGACCUGUUGGAAGAUAUGAGGAGCUACAGUCUGAAGAAGGGACAGCUGGAGCGAGACUAUGCACAGGCUCUGCAGAAGUUAGCGAGUCAGUACCUAAAGAGAGACUGGCCUGGGAUCAACCCUGAUGACCAGAGAACAGACUAUAGGAAUGUGUAUGCAGUGUGGAGGUCCUACUUAGAAGGUACAGUGCAGGUGAGCCAGUCCAGGCUGAACGUAUGUGACAACUACAAGAGUCAAGUAUCAGAGCCUGCUAAGACUGUUCGACUCUAUAAGGAGCAGCAACUCAAAAAGACCAUAGAUCAGUUGAGUGGCAUUCAAGCAGAGCUGCAGGAGUCGGUGAAAGAGUUGGCCAAAGCCAAGAAAAAAUACUACGACUGUGAGCAGGUUGCCCACGCUGUACGAGAGAAAGCCGACAUAGAGGCCAAGUCCAAACUGGGUCUUUUUCAGUCAAGAAUUAGUUUACAGAAAGCAAGUGUAAAGUUGAAAGCUAAGAGAAGCGACUGUAACUCCAAAGCAACACAGGCCAGGAAUGACUACUUGCUAACGCUAGCUGCUGCCAAUGCUCACCAUGACCGCUACUACCAUACAGAUCUACUGCACUGCAUACAGGCCUUGGAUGGCAGAAUCUAUGAGCACGUCAAAGACUACCUGGUAGCUCUGUGUCGUACUGAGCUGGAGGCCUCGCAAGCUACACACAACACUUUCCAGUUUCUUUUGGACAAAUCCACAAGGAUAAUACAAGAAUUUAACCAGCAGUUGUUCAUGCAAGAGAAUCCGGUGUUUCACAAAGCACACGACUUCCAGUUCCAGCCCAGCGAAUGUGACACGAGCCGUCAGCUGGAGUCGGAGUCGGGGACGACGGAGGAGCACAGUCUGAACAAGGAGGCCAGGAAAUGGGCAACGAGAGUAGCCAGAGAGCACAAGAAUAUCAUUCACUGCAAGAGAUCUCUGGAGGAGUGCGAGAGCCACGGCCUGCCUCCCACAGAGCAGGGCAGACUAGAUCUGGAGCUGAAGAUAGAAGACACCAAAGAAAACAUGCGCAAAGCCGAGACAAUAAAGUUGAAAGCUGAGGCUCGGUUGGACCUUCUGCGGCAAGUGGGGGUUGCUGUGGAUACCUGGCUGAAGAGCGCCAUGAACCAGGUGAUGGAGGAGCUGGAGAAUGAACGUUGGGCCAGCUACACUUCCCACGAUCCCUCACUGUCGGGCACAGUGGACUUGGAGCGUGAGGAAGGUGAAGAGUGUGAAGAGAAUAUGGAGGUUUUCGAUGACAGCAGCUCCAGUCCUUCGGGAACCCUCCGCAACUACCCGCUAACCUGCAAAGUCCUGUACUCAUACAAGGCCUCUCAGCCGGACGAGUUAACUAUUGAUGAACAGGAGAUGUUGGAGGUCAUUGAGGAUGGAGACAUGGAGGACUGGGUCAAGGCACGCAAUAAGACCGGUCAAGUGGGCUACGUCCCGGAGAAAUACCUGCAGUUCCCAACCUCCAACAGUCUUCUGAGCAUGCUCCAGUCUCUGGCUACGCUUGACGCCCGAUCACACACCUCGUCCAAUUCAACGGAGCCAGAGCUGCACUCUGGCUGCAUCAAUGGAGACACAAAUAUGGUGUACGUCCGCGCACUUUAUGAUUAUGAGGGCCAGGCAGAUGAGGAACUGUCCUUCUCCGAGGGAGCUGUGAUCCGCCUGUUGAGCCGCGACACUCAGACGGACGAUGGCUUCUGGGAGGGUGAACUGAACGGGCGGGUGGGCGUUUUCCCCUCUGUGCUCGUAGAAGAUCUCACUGAGAAUGGGGAGCCCAGCGGAGGAGGGACGGGUGACACACAGAUCUCUCCAUCGUUGAAGCUGCCAUCUUCUCUCCCACCUCUCCCGUUGUAUGACCAACCUCCCAUCAGCCCUUUCACCAGCCCUGAGACCUCCACCCCACCUCCUCUGCCUCGCUCGCCCUCUGCUGCACUUAACGGGGAGCAUAAGCCUCCAAUACCCGCCUCGUCACACAAAGGGCCGCUGUCCACCCACAAUCAAAGCUCUGGCAGGAGUCCAGUAUCUCCAGGAUUUGCUCAGACUCAACCACUGCGAUUCACUCCUGAAGGAGGCCCGGGCAAGCUACGACCUGUGCGAGCUGCUCCACCUCCACCCAAACAGCACCCCCGCCGACAGCAGGAGAAGAGCGACAAGACGGAGGAGGUGGAGAUCACGCUGGUGUGACAGGCAGACAAGCUGACGGCCGGUUACAGGCGCACAACAAAAGAAAAACAGAUGAAAGACAGACGUAUCCUACAGGCUGAGGAAGCGAACUGCUCUAAACUGAAGUGAGCGUAAACAAAGUGAUGUGAAGCAAACCGAACUGAACCACGUCGACCCCCUCCGGCCGCUCCGCAUCUUCUCUCGUCCUCAAGUUGAGGAGGAGAGCAGACAGAGGGGACAACGCCAGAGUAUCCAAUUAAAAAAUCUCUGUAUUAGCUUCCUGAUGAAGUGCAGCAGUAGCUGCCCCCACAUGCCUCUUCACCCUCCCCUGUCCUUCCAUUCUUGCCUUAAAACCUCACCUCAGUGGGCAGCAAUCAGAGCGCAGUGAAGAGGAGGAGGAAUGUUUAGAGAGGGGGAGUGUGAGGAAAAGUUAAUGAUGGGUUUGGCAAGUUUUCUUUUGUCUUGUUAAACUUACUUUAAGAUUGGAACGCAGUUUAUCUCUCUGCUACAUUUCACGUGUUUCACUCAGUUGCUAAUUACUAAUUAUGAAGUUUUUAAAAUAUUUUGGAGCCCUAUAACUGACGAAAUGUAGGCAGGGUUGUCAGAUUAGUCAAAUAGAUAACGGAAUACAUGAAUAAAACAGGGAAAAUGCAUUAAUGUCAAUGAAGUUCUAUAUUUUUAUUUUAUUUAGACCUUGAAUCAGCUGAUAAAAUACAUUAAAAUGCUAUUUAUUUAAGUCUUCUUUUUAUCUAUUCCCUAUUGCCCACACACACUUGAGCAAAACUCAUUUUUUAAAAAUUUGAAGGCACAACUUGAGAAAUGAGUAAAUAAUCUUUUUUAUCGACAGAAUAUGUUUUCAUGUAGAUAGUUAAAAGAGCCUUAGUGGAUUCUUGAGAUAAAUCAAAACAGCCGAUGGCAUUCUUAUUUCAACUUUUGGGUUUUGCAGACAUCCCUGGUGAAUGUCCCUCUGCUAAAACCAAUGUUUUGCACCAGUUUUGCACCAAUUGGAAACUAACGCAGUCCUCUAUUGUGAAGGAAGGUGGAUCAGAAAUUGUUAAUGAUUAAAUGUUUAAAAAGGAAAGCAAAAUGAAUUCAAUCUGCUGCUAAAAACGUACAUGUCUAAUACCUUUCACUACAUUUCUGGGUGUCAGUGCUCUCUCAAAAGUAAGCUUGAUGAAAGAAAUAAAGAGAAAACUUGCCAAGUUUGUCAUGUUUUGGAGUGUUGUGGGGGCUCAAGCAAAUGGACAGAGAAACUGGGCCCCAGCCCUUCCCUCGCCAUAUAUAGUCAUUAUCAUCAUACGUAUUUAAUGUGUAUUAGUACAGUACAUUACUGUUGUCAUAGGAAUGUUAUGCACAGCGUUUCAUAUAGACUAACUCAGCUGAAUGGAAAACCAUGUCUGAUAUGUAGUGGAAGUUUUAUCUUCAUCUUAUACUGAAAGGGCGUUGUAAAUACAGUGGGACGGGGAGAUGAAAGGGGAGAAGGUGGGAGAGGAUGAAAGACAACGAGAGACAAAAGGAGGCUGGAUCCUCCCCUCUGCUCUUAUCUUCACCUGUCCUCGCAUCCCUCCUUUACGUCUCCCCCUCUUUUCUCUAAUGUCUGUUCUGUCCGUUGGCAGUCAGUGUGAAUCAGUGGCUAUCAUAUACACACAUACAGUUGCAUUAUAUUACACACACGUUGCUAUAUCUUCUCUCAUUCUGCGUGUUUGCCUCACGGGUUGGUUCAGGAGAAGGCGAAAUUGUUGGUAUUCACUAUGUGGUGACAAAGAAAAGUUUUAUUUGAGAUGAUAUAGACACUGAAAAAUAUCUGAGGGAGUCAGGAGUUUUUUUCCGAAGCACAGAAUGAACUGUAUAGUAUUUCUCCCUACAGAUCAUAUCUCCUCUCGCGUUGAUUUUCAUCAUUUAUAACAUUGUUCAGUUCAGCUAUGACGUAUAUCCUUGUUUACUUGACACGCAUUACAUUCGCAGGUAUUAUUUUUCUCUCUUGUCCCGCCAAGCUUCCCCCGUCACAUCGCUAUGUGAGCGUAGCUUUGUAAUGCAGCAGAGAAAACGUUCAUAAAAACAAGUGAACCUUUAACUUUUUUCCUUAUCUUUUCAUCGUGUCUUACAUUUCAACUUUGAUUAACGAUGGUAGGAACAGAAAUCAGAAGAGGUGUAUAAAGCAAAUAUAUCAUGGACGGAACUAGCCAUUGACAUUCAGAUGGAGCUAAGUACAAAUCUGUGGUGUUUUUUUACUCAAAGUAAAUAAAUCUCCCCCCUUACAUACCCUUCAAGCCUUUAAAACUCCUUGCCUAAAGGGCAGCGUAGCACUUUUAUUUAUUUGUACCUUCCCUGGAAAGUAGCAGUACCUUUGCGUAGCGUCAGCAUGAAUAGAAAAGACUCUGAUGAAUCAUUGUAGUUACAAAUACAGAAGUCAGAGUUGUUCUUCUUCAUUCUGAUUCUAUGGACACUCUUUGUUUCAGUGUGACUGAUACUUUUUUUUUUGUUGUUUAGAAGAAAAAAAAAACUCUACUCUUCCAAAGAGAUGGAGAGAUGAUUGUGGACAGUGUCAUUUGGUGUUGAUUUAUAUUUAAAAAAUACUAAACAAAAAUUACAUGAAGGGAUGUUUUGAAUGCACACAUGGAGGGAAUGUGUUUUCUGGUCUCGGGAUAGGCCUGGCUGUUUGUGAGUGUGAUUGUUUAUAAGAGAGAGGAGGAAUUUUGAUCAGAUCUGUGUUUGUCUCUGAAGAUGUGUCCCAGUUCCUUAUUACAUAUUACCAAGUUUUGAGUUCAAAGAGUGUUCGCACUGAAUAAAUUACAGCAUUAAGUUUACUGCUGAUUGUCAGUAUGGGUACUGAAUUCACUUAGUUUUUUUUUUUUUAGAGGGGUGUUGUUGAACUCUGAUGUCCCAGAAUGCAAUGGAGAAGCUGCUCACAGCUCGAAACAAUUUACACUUAUUGUUUUUCCAGAAAUGUGACAGUAAACAUAGAAAAAGCUGUCUCUUUGUUAAAGAUAUUAUCAGUAAUGCUCCAAAGUUGGAGUUUUGCUGGCCAAAAGUCUAUUCAUUCAUUGUAUUCUAACUGCAACAACAGUUUGGAGUAUGAAGAGAACUCACAGUAUUGUAUUAGUAUGUAGUUUGGUGUUGGGGCACAGCUUUAGGCCUCAUGCAAGAAGAGAAACAAAGUCUCUAUCUGGGCUCAAACUGAUUGGUUUCCUCUUUGCAAAGUGGAGAUGAAUUAUAUCAGAUUGAGAAAAGCGAUGCGAGAAAUGAAACCACAACAUUUUUUUGUAGCAUCAACACCUAACAAAUUGAAGCAUGCUGGAAUUAGUUUCACUUUCAGAUACGAACCUCUGCUCUUCUGCUGUUGGAGGACUUAGCAUUGACUUGAACAGCAGCCUCUCCUUGAUCUCUCUGAGAUCUUAUUUAUAACAGUUUUCAAACUUGUUUUGAAGUUUAUGGUUUGGAGCAACGUCCGCAGAACUUCCCACCAUAAAUGCUCGAUCAGUCAGUCUUAUCAAAUAUAACAUUUAUGGCUUUUUGUUGCCAGUUGCCUCUUUGAACAUGAUUAUUUUCCCUUUUUGACAGUCCCUUUGGUCCGCUACAGUGUUCAAUUUUUAUUGGUAUGAGCCUGUUUUUGGUUUUUAUGUUUUAUAUAAUUCUUUAUUUUUCAUGCGCGGAUUUGGAGCAGCACAGCUGCUGUUAUAAACGAUGUGGUGGAUAAACUGGCCUUCUCUCUCUUCACAGACUGUUGCCAUGGUGACAAUAAUGAGAACAGGUGCAAAAGUCUUUCUGCAUAUUAUUAUUGGCUGUACAAAAAAUAAAGUUUGUAUUUAUUGUGUACAAAUGUUAAUUAAUAAAAAAAUAUGGAAAAGUU